Molecule: messenger RNA, 6672 nt
Organism: Pocillopora verrucosa
Lineage: Eukaryota; Metazoa; Cnidaria; Anthozoa; Scleractinia; Pocilloporidae
Source: RefSeq, a predicted model, not a curated record
UUCCGCGCUCGAAGUUUGGGAAUUUCAUGGGCUAUUCUUGUUUCAUGGGCUUAUCCUUGAUGCCUUUUGGGACACUUCGGAUUGUUGAAAGAUUAAUAUUCUUGUUGCGUUUUUAAGCGCGAAGUAUCAGUGAAAUUUUCUUCGAUACGUUGGAAAGGUUAGGAAGACGAGAAUUUGACAUUGCCUCGUAGCUUCCCUUAUUGGUUUGGAGUGCGCUGGUGAUCGAAGUUGUGCUUUUUUGUCGGAACUACUAAAGGAAGGCAUGGAUGAGAACCAGCAGCAAAGCAAAGAAAACAAAAGUGCUGAUGAGGUGCCACUUGAGUCUGUAAAUGGAAAGAAAACACUGAAAAAUGACGGUAGGGAAUACAUUGCUUGCACUAUAAAGUAUUGAAAGUAAUUUGCAACUCUCCAUAUUUGUUAUUUGUAAUUGACAUGCUUUGCACAGGUGUUGUGGGGUUAGUGGAGAAGUUAACUGUAUUUCAAAAAUUAAAUCACUUUAAAUUGCAGUGAAAGCUAUUACUUUUAUAGUUAUAAAAGUAUCAAAGGUAACUUCUCUGAGAACCUUCUCCAGUGUCUGUGAUAUAGAAGUGUCCACUAAAUAUAGGUUCAUUUAUUAAGAAAUGUGGGAAGAAUAGUAUGCAACUGAAAAUACAAGUAAGGACUGGAAAAGAAUAUUUAUUCCUUGCUAGUAAUCUCAGAACAGCUGUGUGGAGCUGGAAAUUAACAGUGCUGGAAUACAACAGUAAAUCCUGCUGAUAAACUGAGAACAGCUGUGUGGGGCUGGAAAUUAACAGUGCUGGAAUACAAUAGUUAACUCCUGCUGAGAAACUGAGAACAGCUGAGAGGGGCUGGAAAAUAACAGUGCUGGAAUACAACAGUUAUCCACUACUGAAAUUCAGAAACAGGAAACUUUUAAAUACUUUUGUGCAACAAUAUACUGAGCAUGCAGUAAUAUCUUCCAUUGCCUCAAUUCCAGUUACUUGUAGAAAGGUCAUCUCUGAACCAUUAAAUAGGAUCUGUUUUACCCGUUAUGGAAGAAAAAAUCUUAACCCUUUAACCCCUAAAAGUGACCAGCUUCUAAUUUCUCCUUACAAUAUCUCCCCUGAAUCAAACAUUGAGUUCAUGAGAAUAAAGGAAAUGACCAACAAUUUAUAAAUCUCUUGAUUUUUAUAAAAACUCUCUUUGUCAGGGCUUCAGGAAAUGUAUAGAGAACAGUAUGGAGAAUAUGCAUAAUGAUGUUAGGGUGUAAAGGGUUAAUCAAUAAAUGUAUGUUAAAGGUAGCAAUCUUCUAUAACUAUUACUUAUUCACAAAUACUAUAUUUUAUUUAGCAGAUUGUAGCUUCAAUGGAUGCCAGAAAUAUUUUUAUGAAAAACUGGCAGAUACAGUUUUGUAUUGUACUCCAGGAUAUACAUCUUUCCCAAAAGAUGGUAUUUCUUCAGAGAAGAAUGAAAACUUAAAUGCUUUCUUUAAUCAGUAUAAAAGACGAUUUUUUGAACGACGUAGCCUGAAAAGACCAGUCUACACACUAAAACUUGACCAAGAAGGUAAGAUUGUCCGUGACAAAAAUGGCAUCCUUGUUGUUUUGGUCAACAGUUAUGUUCAAGGAGAGCUUAAGACUACAAAGCAACUUCUCUACAGAGAGGCUGUAGAUGGUGUAUUAAGCAGUUUACACUACAUUAAAGGUGUCCUUGGAGAGGAUACUUGCCUCCCUGGAGGGGUGAAUGCCUUGAGUAGGCUAUUCAAUCAAAAAUAUGUAUUUAAGGGUAUUUUCAACCUUAUUAGGGCCUUCUUGGCUCGAUGCUCAACAUGUCAGGUCAACAACCCCUUGCCAAUGCGAGUGCUUCCCCCUCCUGUCCCCAUUAGAUCUUUUCGCCCCCAUUCCAGACUACAGUGUGACCUUAUUGACAUGGCCCCAAAGAAGCACCGUAGUUUUAUGCAGAAUAAUUGUUGGAGCUACCGUUACAUUCUAACAGUCAAGUGCUGUUUCUCGAAGUUUUGUUGGCUGUUCCCGUUAAAAACAAAGUCUGCAGAAGAAGUGUAUGCCGUUCUGAAGGCCUUGUUCAUCAAGGAAGGGUCACCUACUGUAAUUCAGUCAGAUAAUGGUGGUGAAUUCAUUGGAGAGGUAGUGCAAAAACUUUGCAAAGAAUUUGAAGUUUGCAUGGUUCAUGGUAGGCCACACCACCCACAGUCUCAAGGCCAGAUAGAAAAUCUCAACAAGCAAGUCAAAAGGUUACUUGCAAGGUUUUUACAACAGUUGCCUAGAGAUCUUCAGGCCAAUGUCUGGCCUUUACUACUCUCUGCUAUUGCAGACCUUUUGAAUUGCAAGUGGCACAGCACAAUUAAUGAUGUGCCUUUUCGAAUAUAUAAGAACCGUGAGCCUUCCUGCUUGGUGGACUACAUCAUCCCAGAUGAUAGUAUGUGGACAGAAAGUAUUGAAGAUGGUUGCCUUGAGGAUUAUGAAUUUUCAUCAGAAGAUUUCAUUGAACUUGAGAGACAUGGGGAAAGCACUUCCAUGGAUAAAUCUAAAUUAGAAGAGAUAACAGAGGCCAUCCUGCAAAUUUCUUCUGAGACCAUAUUAUUGUCCUCAUUGGGUGUUUCAGCUAAGCAGCUGUCAGCAGCUGUUAAGAAGAUAGUGCAAGGAAAUUCACAUUCUCCACCUUCUCACAGUCACAACAACAUCCCACUUCAAUCAGUGGAUUCAGAGGCAGAAUUCCAGGUAGAGAGCAUCACCAAAUACCUCUUCAACUUGAGUGAAGAAUACAAAUCUAAGAUGGUGGAUGUGCUUGAAGCAACAGAACACACCAUUCAAAAGAAUCACAAACGGGCUCUUAAGAGGGCUAAAGAGCGGGAAUUUAAGGUGGGAGACAAAGUUCUCUUCCAAAAUCCACGUUCAGAAGGAUUGCAUUUUUCAAAGCCAGAUCCCUUUCAGCCCUUGAAUGUUCUGGGGGUCAUCAAAGAGGUGCGUCCUGGAGGAAUGUUCAAGGUGGAGAUAGAAUGUGGAGAGCAAUUGGUAGUUAAAUCCAUUUUUGGUGGCCAGAUGGUUUUGUUCAAGGAAAAGCAGUGUGAACUUCCCCUUUGUGAAACACCCCCCAAGUUAUCUUUGCUGAAUAUGCACAAUUUCAUUUCAGAGUUUGGCCUAACUGUGCGUAAGGAGAUGUAUAAUCGAAGUCUAAGGUUGAGGAAAGUGGCUCACCAUAGAAGUAUUGAUGAUUUAUUGAAGAGUUAUUGUCAGGUUCUGGAUUAUGGACUCCUUGCCAUGGUAUCGUCGUUUUCUGACAGAGAGGAAGAAGAAGCUGUGUUUCACCAGAAGUUUGUAACUGGCCUUCAAACUUUACAGGCUUUGGGUUUUCAGUACUUUCUCUAUGGUACAAUCUUUUGGGAGAGAGACAGAAAGCAAAACCUGGGAAAGUCAAUUCUAAGUCAUCUCACCAGUUACGAGGAGCACUCUGACUGCUUGUCGUGCGUUGGAGAGCAAAAAGAAACUCCAUGCUUUCAUCCCUGCUGCCAGAAUCUUGUGCUUCAGAUGGCUGUUAACUGUGGGCUCUUCUGUGUAACAAUAGAUGGUUGCAUUGUACCAUCUGAUGAUAGUAUAAUGAAAACAUCUCAGACAGCUCCAAAGGAAACCCCUCUGUUAAGUAGCCAUACAACUGAGGCUAGUACUUCAUGCCAUGAUAAAGACAGUAUCAAAAGACCUAGCACCCAAGUCGGUGUUGAUGAGCCAGUGUUCAAUAAGGAUGAUCUGCUUGACCAUACAAAUGAUGUAAAUGUUGAUGUUGGAUCCAACAGAUGCAGUACACCCCAAGGAAGUCUGAAAACCCAUGAAGUCACCCUUGGUGAGCCAUCCACAUCAUUGCUGUUCAUGCCAGGAAGCAAUCAAGGAAUGCUAUGGAAGCCAGCUGAGUUGAAGGACAAGUGUCAGCAACAUCUAGAGAACAUUGAUCCUUAUUGCAGUGAACUGGCCAAGUUUGUAAUGCCCUUGAAGGGCUUUCUUGCAGCCAUAAAUCCUUCUCAAGAUAAUGCCACAGAAAGAAGUAACUUGAGGUACUUUUUAAAGAUUAUUGACAAGCAUGCAAAUAAAGAUGUACAGAGCCAAGUGCGCCUAAGUAGCAACAAUGGCAGUCAGGAGUGUAUGCAAGUUCAAGGGUACAGCUCAUUCUGUGGACUUUGUGCAAUGAACAAUGCAAUAGGUUGUUCCAGGAAAGGACCUACUAUGUUCAAUUUGUUUGACCUAGAUUUGGCAGCAGACAUCAUUUGGUUAAAACAGGUUUGUGAAGUUGGCUGUGGAUUUUCUGUACCUUUAGAGCCUAUGCGGGGUCUUGAUGGUGACUACAGUAUUUUAGCAAUGGAGGAGGCAGCAAUUAGGAAGAACUGUACAUUUCAAAGACUAGAUUUACCCUUGAGGGCACUUGUGGAUGGUGCUGCAAUUAAUUCCCUUGACACCAGCAGUCUCCAGGAAUUUUAUUCCCUUCUUCUGGGAUUGUUCCAGGCAGAUGAGAGACCAUCACUCAUUGUGAGGACAAAGGAAUAUCACUUUGUUACUCUGCUCUUUAAAGCAGAUGCAAUUGUACUUCUUGAUAGUCGCAGGACAUCUGCUCUUCCACUGUCCCUUAAAGAUGGCCUAGGUUACAUUCAGAGAGAAGCAUAUCAGAACCCAGAUUUUGCUGCUGUAAACCUUCAAGGGCCUGGAACUUAUGGCAAUCCUGUGAGAGUGAAUGACUUGCCAGAAGUUAAGCUGCACACAAAUUUUCAUUGCACACUGGAUGAGGUGUGGGAUUUAAGCAGUACUAUAAGUGAUGAUACCAUCAUUGCCACACUCCAUGGACAAGUCAAAGCAAAAGAUGUUCGUACCCUCAAGCCAGGUAACCAAAUAAAUGAUGUUGUGAUCAACUACAUUGGUCCAUUCUUAAUGAGUCAGAAAAAGGAUGUGUAUGUGGCAAGCACCUUUUGGCUAAAUCACUGCAGCCAAGAGCUGGGUGUUAAGGAAAUGCUUAGGUGUGAUUUUCACAAGUAUGAAAAGUUUGUAUUUCCUGUUCAUUGCCCUGGUCACUGGUGGUGUGUCUUAAUAGACAGGCCAAUGAAGUUGUAUGGGGAAUUUGACUCCCUUUGUAAAGAUCGAAGGAGUGAUUAUGUUUUUCAGGUCUUGUGCAGGGAAUUCAAAACUGCAAAUAUUGAUAUUUCUUCAUUUCGAAGGUUAAGUCAGGAGGAAAGAGAAAAGUUGCCUUCUCAAGGACAGAAUGUUUUUGACUGUGGUGUCUUUGUGUUGGGUUUUAUCAGUGCAUUUGUCAACAACUUGGAAAUGAAUUUCAGCUUAAGGGAUAUGCCAUUCCUGCGGAAUUCAUUUGCGAAAAUUAUCAUGAAUGGGCAACCAGUAUGUGACAUUAAAAAUUGUCCCAGUACCCAAGAAAGUUGUCAUCCAGCUUGUGAAGAAGGUGGCCAUGGAAGUGUCCUUGGGCUAGUUGGUUGCUCUACCAUUGAAACUAUGAGAUGUAGGGGUCAAGAGAAUAUUUGCAGUGACAAAGAAUCUGGAGUAAGUGGUACAGGACUUAUACAUUGUGCUGGUGAAAACAGCAGUGCAAGAAUAGGUGAAGAUGGAAUUAAGAAAUGCAGAACAGGAGUGAGUCCAUUUAGUCCUGACAAAACCAUGGAAGAGGUUUCUGUUGGUUUUGGUGUUGCUUUUCCUGGUAAGUAUGAAUUAGGGGAUUUUGAGAAGGAUUAUGAAGAUAUGGAAGAUGAUCCAUUUGUUGUCCCCCCUCCUCUUCUGCCAUUAGACAUUCAACUACGGGACAAAGACACAGAGUUGUCAAAUGAAAACAAUAUUCAAGCCAGUGAACCAGAUGAUGAAGAUUUGGUCUUGUAUGAGCUCCUCAAGCCUCCUUAUGAUGCUUCUCACGAGAUGCUCUAUUCUAAAGAAGAAAGGAAGGUAUUCCAAGGCCUUAACCCCAUCACUGAGCAAUAUCUUUUCAAACUAAGGAAGGAGAAAGGGAUAAAUGUUCCAAGAGGGUGUUACCAUGCAGUGAUGACAACAGAAGAAAUGGUAGAUUUUGAUUACUGGAGGCAGGUAAGGAAGGGGAAGUCGAGACAAAGAUUUUUCCAUUACAGGUGGGAUAGAGCCUUCGAAGUUUGGACCAAGGAGACCACAGAAGAGUUGAUAGAUGUGGCAAGUAUCUUAGAGCGAGUUGAUAGUGAUGGAUGGGUCUUAUUGAACAUCACAGAACAGUAUCACUAUGAAAUGUGGAGAGACUGGAAAUGGAGGCAACUUGAGGAGAAAGACAAUUGCCUCGAAUCGCAAUUUUGAAAGCUGUAUGUCGAUUCGUUGUCUUGCUCCUCAGCACAUUUUGCGGUUUUUCCAUUUUUGCCGCGGGUUUUUUCUUUGCCCUUCGCAACUUUGCACAUUAAUGUGUCGUCCUCCUCAACGCUCCACUCAGCGAUCGAGAUAAGCAAAAAAGAAACGUGCCUGCAAUGAGUUACUUUUCUUGGUUAAUCUUGAUCAUCGUCAUUGACGCCAGGAGGUUCCGUUGUCCUAUUGGUUUGCGGUUUCAGGAGGCAAGCGGAUAAUCACCUGGCGUGACGCGGUUGUUCGCGAACCUUUAUGAACUAAAAUCUCGCAUUUGAUUUUGGGAGGAGUACAACCACUUUGAGCGAAUUUAUGGGGUAUACAGAUUUGACCGAUU